GGACCCCUUUUUUAUACCUCCUGCUGCUUCUUCACGCGACUUGGAGAUAAAAGAAAGGAAAAUAAGAUUAGACCACAUCACUGGGAUGCAAUCUUAUGAUGUGCUAUUUUUUAUUUUUUGUGGAGGGAUCUCUAUUCUCUCAGGAUUCUCAUUUUGGAGAAAUACGGUAUUACCCGGACGUUUUAAUGGCAUGGGGAUUUCUUUGCCUUAUUGCUCUUCAAAACUCGUUUUCUCAUCUGUAUGUUGAUUUGAUUUAUCUGAAGAAUUUGUAAACGAGAAGCCAUACGUAUUUGAGUGAAGGUUAGGUAAAAGCAUAUAUUUUUAUACCAAAAGAAAUUCAAGACGAUGGGUGGAAAUAUAUUUCCAUCUUAUGCUUAUAUAUAUCGGUAUGGCUACAUACAUAAUUGUCGUUUUUGUCUCCCCUCGUUUGGUCGUAUACCGUUUGUUGUGACCCUCUUAAAACUAAACUUGGGAUUUACAUUUAAAUUUUCUAGGGCUCAAUUACCAUUCUGGUAAUCUUCUCCUUUUUUUCCCUCAAUAAUACGUCUUAUUAAACCCUAAACUUACGAUUUGACAAUUUUUUUAAAAUCUCAUGUUCGAUUUUCACUAGAUUCAUUUAAAUUUCUAGAAAAUUUGAGUAAAAGUUUCUCAGCUCAAAUUUUAGUUCUGUUAAUAAACCUAAUUAGCAAUGAAAUAGUAAAUUAACUAGUUCAAACAUAUCUCCAACUAAUAGAUUAAAGCAAAUCUUCAACUGAGAGGUUUAAACCUAAAAUAUUUUCAACCGACCAUCUUAAAUCGCAAAUUGUGGAAAAUAAUAGUCUUCCUAUUGUCAGUUGUAUUUUGAAGCUUGAUUAACAUAUAUUUUUAUUUAUUAUAUUUUUUCUAGCAACAAAGUUGCCUUCAUCUCCUAAUCUCGAACUAUUUUGGAUAUGGUACUCAGAAAAUUAACGCACCCCUAAACUAGUGUUGAUAUAAUUGUAAAUCAAGCGUCCCAUAGGCCACCGAACGUGGCUCAGGCAAACCGACUUGGACGAUUCUGUUGAUGCUGUAAUUGUAAUUAGAAGAUAUCUCGGCAUUGAGAGCUGAAACUUUUGCUCAGUAAAAUUGCUGCCGAUCACCAUGACUGAAUCCAAUCUUCCCAACGAUCCUUCUCCUUCUCAUCCUAAAAUGUCGAAUGAAGUCGGUACCGGUGCCCCUAAGUCCGAGUUCACAGGCCAGAGGGUCCGGUUUCCGAACCCACCGGAGAUACAAAAUCCCGACCCUGCAACUCUUCGAGAUCAAUGGAGAUUUGCCAUUAGACAGUACAGUAAAUGGUACUCACACGCUUGGGGUACUGCUAUACUUGCUGGAAUCUCCUUCUUCGCUCUCGGUUGGGUUAUUAAAGGCUCCAAUCCUCUUCCCUCUCGCCAAGAUGAUUCCAAUUCGCCUUCCUCCUCUGCUUCCACUAGCGCACCUGAAGCUCGCCCUUGAAUUUCUGACUUUGGGUUUAGAAAAAUAAACCCAUCUUUGCUCACUGCCGCUGGAUCGAUGACUGUGCUUGGAGUUUGGACGUUUUUAAUCUUCAGAAAGCUUCGGUACUUGACUGUCAUCAUUUCUGCAACUAUGCGUCUUGCUUUCAUUUUUCAUGGUUUUGAUUUUUCCAUUUUGUAAAGUUAACCUUUUUCAUACGCGGUUGGAUAGGAAGUGUGAAGUUUAUAAUAUAUGGUUGGACAUUUAUUUUAGUAAUUGUUUACACUACAUAACAUGGAAAAUAUAAUAGCAUCUUCUGAAUCACUUUGGUA
Molecule: messenger RNA, 1781 nt
Organism: Cucumis melo (muskmelon)
Lineage: Eukaryota; Viridiplantae; Streptophyta; Magnoliopsida; Cucurbitales; Cucurbitaceae
Exons: 2
Coding region: 1120-1470 (116 amino acids)
Source: RefSeq, a predicted model, not a curated record